Messenger RNA from Closterium sp. Naga37s-1, 2124 nucleotides. NCBI's taxonomy places the organism in Eukaryota, Viridiplantae, Streptophyta, Zygnematophyceae, Desmidiales, Closteriaceae. The record is from the annotation of a GenBank genome assembly.
AUGGCCUCCCGUUACCUUGUUUCUGGUCUCCCCCGGUCCCUCCCUCCCCUUCCUCUGGGGCCUGCCCCUACCUGUGUUCCCUGCGUCGAGGGGCGGCAGCGCGCCGCUCCUCACUCCUCCGAGUUUCCGCCGACAGAGGCUCCACUGCAGACUCUUCACAUGGACGUGUGGGGCCCAGCCCGCGUCCGUGGACAGGGUCACGAGCGUUACUUCCUCCUGGUGGUUGACGACUACUCGCGUUACACCACAGUCUUCCCCUUGCGCACCAAGGGUGAAGUCACUGGGGUGUUGAUCGACUGGAUCCGCGCUGCUCAUCUCCACCUCAGGAAGAGUUUCGGCUCGGACUUUCGUGUUCUGCGUCUGCACUCCGACAGAGGUGGAGAGUUUUCCUCCGACCUUCUGCGAGCCUACUGUCGUGCGAGGGGCAUCCGCCAGACGUUCACGCUUCCGGCCUCUCCGCAGCAGAAUGGGAUUGUAGAGCGCCGCAUUGGCAUGGUCAUGGACGUCGCUCGUACGUCCAUGAUCCAUGCGGCUGCUCCCCAUUUUUUGUGGCCGUUCGCGGUUCAGUACGCGACGCAGCAGAUCAACCUUCAGCCCCGUGUCUCCUUGCCGGAGACCUCCCCCACCCUGCGGUGGACGGGGAAGGUUGGCGAUGCGUCUGCGUUCCGUGUCUGGGGAUCUCAGGCUUUCGUCCGAGACUUGUCUGCGGACAAGCUGUCCUCCCGUGCUGUUCCCUGCGUCUUCCUUGGCUUCCCCCCUGACGCGCCUGGUUGGCAGUUUUACCACCCCACCUCGCGCCGUGUCUUGUCCUCCCAGGACGUCACGUUUGACGAGUCGGUUUCGUACUACCGUCUCUUCCCCUACCGCACUGCCCCCCUCCCCCCCCGCCGCUCUUUCUCGCGCCAGGUAGACGCAGUCGAGCCUGUCGAGGUAGCUGUUGACUCUGGUGCUGCUAGGGGUGCUGAGCCUGCGGGUGUUGGGUCCGGGGGUGCUGAGCCUGAGCGUGCGGAGCCGGGGGGUGCUGGGUCGGGAGGUGCGGAGCCUGGGGGUGCUGAGACUGCGGGUGCUGAGCCUGGGGUUGCUGAGUCUGGGGGUGCUGAGCCUGGGGUUGCUGAGUCUGGGGGUGUGGAGCCUGAGGGUGCUGGGCCUGCUCGAGUGGAGCCUGGUGGUGCUAGGCCUGGACGUCCCGCUGGUGCUUCUCGUGCUGCUGGAGCUGGUGGUGCUACCGGUGCUGGAGGUUCUGCGGUUGCUGGAGGUUCUGGAGCCACGGGUCCCGGAGGUGCUCGUACCGGCGGUACUGGAGCUGCUGGGCCUGGUGGUGCUGUUGGUGCUGGAGCUGGAGGUACUCCUGGCGUAGGCGCUGCUGGAGGUGCUGCUGGAGCUGGAGCUGCUGGAGGUGCUGACGCUGGGGGUGCUGCUGGAGUUGGCGCUGCUGGGGGUGCUGCUGGAGCUGGUGGAGCUGCUGGCGCUGGUGCUGACACUGGGGGUGCUGGUGCUGUCCCUGCUGGUCCUGGAGGCGCUGCGCGGCUGCGGCCGUACUUCGUUCCGCUCCUUGAGCAGGUUCUUGGUCUCCCGCCUUCUGCUGGUCCUGCUCCUUCCUUAGAGUGUCCACCGCCUGUCCAGUCCGAGUCACAGUUACAGCUCGCCUCCCCACUGCCUGCUCCUCCUCCCUACACUGGUCCUACUGGAGGUCUUGCUGAGCGCCGUGAGCCUGAGUCUCGUCCUGCGUCGCCUGUUCGUGCUGCUCGCACUGGUCGUCGUGUUCCGCGUCAGCGUCCUCCUGCGGUCCCAGGCACGCACCAGAUGGCUCCGCGUCCUUCCACUUCUCCACUGCGUGUCCCUUUGCCGUCUCCUCCUGAGUCCUCUCUUCCUGCUCUUGCUGACCCGGAGUCUGACUCCCUUCGUGCGGCCAGUCCUACUGUCACGCGUCUCCUGGCUACUGUUGUCACUGACCCUUCCUUUGAGUCCACUGCUGCGUCUGCCUUAGUUGCUGAGCUGGUCGACUUUGCUGCUCACUGCCGUCUAGACUACGCUGCGAGUCUUGUUGCUCAGUCUGAGUCUGUCUGUCCUCCGUCCGUCGGGGGUGAGUGUGCUCUUGGCACGGACGUCCUUGAGGACAGGUAG